GAUGAAUGCACCAACCUUUGCGGGGACUGAGAACCCCACAGCGGUGCUGGAGUGGAUCAAAGAAUUGGACAAGAUCUUCGUUGUGCUACCCCUCCCUGACCGUCAGCGGGUAUCCCUCGUAGCUUAUCAGAUGAAGGAGGACGCUUUCGACUGGUGGAUUGACCACUGGGCUCGGAGACCAGAGGCGAAGCUUCAUGCACUCACUUGGGAGCAAAUGAAGAUGAUGGCGCGUGGCAAGUUCCUACCCCAGAGCUUUUGGGACAGGAUAGAGCAUGAGUUCUACCAUUUGCACCAGGGAAGCUCCACGGUGGAUGAGUAUAUCCGCACUUUCACCCGUAUGUGCCUUUUUGCGGGCGACGCAGGUAAGAAGGAAAAUUUUGAUAGGCGUGACAACCGAUCCUCCACUGGCCAAGCCUGCCCAAAAUGCGGUAGAUCCCACAGCGGUGAGUGCCUAGCUAACCAGCGCACGUGUUUGAACUGCAAGCGUCUGGGACACUAUGCCAAUGUUUGCCGCGAGCCGAAGAGACAGCAACAGCAACAGCCGCCCUACCCGCAGCAGCAGCAGCUUCCCCCACCGCCACCUCAUCAGCAGCAGCAGCCCCUACCGUUCCAGCAGAAGGUUGAGGGUCAGGCCCAUGCCUAUACCAUUACCCACGAUGAGGCCGCCCGCAAUACAGGUACUAUGUCCGGAAUGCUUUCUAUCUCCAAC
Molecule: messenger RNA, 709 nt
Organism: Striga hermonthica
Lineage: Eukaryota; Viridiplantae; Streptophyta; Magnoliopsida; Lamiales; Orobanchaceae
Source: the annotation of a GenBank genome assembly